CCGAAGUCGACUAGUGAAGUGUUCAUGCGAUAGUAAGCAACCUGUUAUUCACGUUUCGUUGGUUUCGGAUUAUAAAUGUUAUGCUCAACCAUCAUCGCGGAUGUUUGUGAAGUCGGAGUGGACAAGUAGUCACAAGAUUUAUCCGUUUUUCUACUCAAGGAAUGUAUUUUCUUUUCUUAUUUUUAGCAACUAUAAGCUUUCCGUUUUUUCCUGCAGCGCUAUCCAAGUAGGCUAAACAAGCCGGCUUUUAGGCUAUUUCUCAUGUAACCUAGUUUUCUCGAUGCAGGAACAAGCCAAUCGUUUUUUUUGUUAUUUUCUUACGUCUUCCAGAGGAUUGUGAUUGUGGCAACAUUGUUCGCAAUGCAACGCUUUCUUCUGUAGCGUUCAUGUAACCGUGUCUUCGAGCUCAGCCCUACGGGUUUUGCUACUAGGAUAAGGGGACUAAAAAGUUACUUGUCAUAAAUGGAUCGCCAUUCCAGUUUCAUUUCCAUUUGGCUACAACUGGAACUGUGUGCCAUGGCUGUUCUUCUUACUAAAGGAGAAAUACGGUGUUACUGUGAUGCCCCCCACUGCGUGGCCACAGGCUACAUGUGCAAAUCGGAACUAAACGCCUGUUUCACCAAGGUGUUGGACCCUAUGAUCACGAACUCACCUCUCACGCACGGGUGUCUAGAUCCCAUAGCAAACGCUGCCGAUGUGUGCAGCACUAAGAACACAGAUGCCCUGAGUGGGGGCUUGUCCACGCUAGAGUGUUGUCAUGAUGACAUGUGUAACUACCGAGGACUGAACGACCUAGCGCACAGCAGAGAAUCUACAGACCACGGCAGGUACCAGCCUGAGCGCAACAACCAUAACCUGGUCACACGGGUACAGGAGCUGGCCUCAGCCAAAGAGGUGUGGUUCAGGGCGGCGGUGAUCGCGGUGCCCAUUGCGGGAGGCCUCAUCCUGGUCCUUCUCAUCAUGCUGGCGUUACGGAUGCUCCGCAGCGAGAACAAGCGGCUGCAGGACCAGAGGCAGCAGAUGCUGUCACGGCUCCACUACAGCUUCCAUGGCCACCACACUAAGAAGGGCCAAGUGGCAAAGCUAGACCUGGAGUGUAUGGUGCCUGUGACGGGCCACGAGAACUGCUGCCUCACUUGUGACAAGAUGAGACAGGCAGACCUGGGGAAUGACAAGAUACUGUCUCUGGUACACUGGGGGAUGUACAGUGGGCACGGGAAGCUGGAGUUCGUAUGACUUACUUUUCUAAAAUCGUUUGACUUGACUUUAUGUCCCACCACACCCUACCCCACCCGCCCCAGAAAACAGCCAAGACUGCCUCCCCUACUCGUUGGGGUUUCUCUUUUAACUUAAAAAAUGAAUCCACAUUUUUGUCCAUUGUACUUAUCUGUUUUUUUCAAUGGAAGAAAAAAAGAGGACUGAAUUGAACGCAAGCCUUGUGGUUUUUGCUAAAGGAGCACUUUACUUGAAAAUGAAAGGCAAACCAACGAGGAGCUGUAUUUAAACUUGAGAGGGCAGGACUGACCUGACGGACUGAGAGAGCUCUGUCAAGACCCUGUCUGCCUGUGCAUCCUGGACUUUACACUGACCGCUGAAGGAUUCCAAAUCUGUCUUAUUUGCACAUUUGUAAAAAAUAAAAAAUAAAAAAUGGUUUUGCUUAAAAAGAAACUAAAUAGAAGAAGAAUUUUACACUGACACCAGGGUACAAAAAAAAUAUUUUUGAGGAGUAUAGGUGACUGUAGGUGUGCACACUCCUCUGUAUGUUUCUUGAUCCAAGCUUAUUGUAAAGAUUUAAAAUAUAUAUAUUUUUGUCUGAAAGAAAGACCCUGUCCUGUGUGUUCUUCCUUGCUGUGUGUGUGUGUGUGUGUGUGUGUGUGAGAGAGUGAGAGAGAGAGGAGAGCUGUGGCUCAUGUCAGAGAGGGCUUUUUUCUAGCUGUUUCUUUCUGGGUGUGUGUGUACAGUAGUGUGUGUGUGAGGAUGUGUGGCGAGUGAGAGGCACGGCCUACACACGCUGCCUCGGUGGUGUGUAUUGGACCAGGCAGAGUGUGUAGGCCAUGCCGUGUGUCUGUGUGUGUGUAUAGGACUGACUUCAUAGUGAGGCCUUGUUUCACAGUAGUGCUCCACAUCUGACUCAGUCAUUCUUGAACUUCCUCCAAAGGUUAAGAUCUCAGCUUCAAACACAUUUUGUUUCUUUCAUUGCACAUGCUGGAUUUCUCCUGGAAGUAGUGUGGAUAUUUAUUUUAUACUCAGUCUAAGGCCAGUAUACGCCCUCCCCAUUCAGCUUCUCUGGAUGUGUUUCAGCCAACACACUAACCCUCCUGUAUCCCACCUGGUGUUGAUGAAGAGGGCUCUUUUCCCUGCCAAGCGACUAGGCUAGCGAUUAUGCCACAUUUACCACUCUUAUUACACCCCUUAGAAAUAGAUCUCAAGUCUGACGGUGGGGUUUGCUUUAUUAAGAGAGUUAUUGAUGAGCUAUUAAGAUAGUUAAUAUGGAACCUACAGAGUUAUGGGUUUAAUCAUGUGAAGCCUAUAUUUCUUAUUGUUGUUGUGUUGAAAACCCCAUCACUUAUUUUCCCAGUAUGUGUUCCUCUCCCGUCUAUUUGGUCGGCCUUCUACUUUAUUACAUAGGAAUACUUCUCUGAUGACACUUCACAUUCCAUGUGUCUAAUUGUAUUGCAUAGCCUGGUCACAGUGAUACACAUAAAAAGAUAUUGCACGAUGAACUUUAACAAGCUACUUUUCAUUUUUGAGGUAAAAAAAAACAUUUUGAAAUGGUCAAAGAUUUCUGUGAGAAUUGUGAGAAUUCAUGUAACAGCUGGUGGACUGACCGCGAUAAAUAAUGUGGAAGAAUCAAUAAUGGCAGUGCAGCAUUCUGUGUCCUUAUACUGACAUUUAUUUUUGUCGACACUUGGCCAUGAUAGUUAACAUAGCAGCCUAAAAGUUAGGCUUACAAAGGAACAUAAGUUUUGGGAACCAAGGUUCAAAAGUUCAAAUGGAACUGUUUCCCCCUCUCCUUGGUAACCAUGACAGAGAGAGAGGGACAGUAAGUAGUUACUUUUAGGUCCACCUGCCUGAAUGUGUGUGUGUGGGUCAGUUCCAGACUGACCUCUUGUUUUUCUCCAUUAGGCCUUAAGGAAAACACUAUUACCAGGCUAUCCACUAAACAGCAGUCUGCAUUAGCCUGGCCUCAGCCCACGCAGGCAUUUAGCCUCCCCCAGGACUAUUACCCUGGAAUAAUAACAAGAACCUCUGCUUUGGAGAGCUAAUGUGCCCCAUGUUUUCUUUACAUGUGCUGUCGUUCUGCUCGCUCCCAUCACCUGCUGAUACCAGACGGACAGGGAUGUCUGAGGGCGGAGGGAGGGAUGAACACGUAGGAGCAUAUGAACACACACAGUAUGCACUCACUCACGCAAGCUCACACACACACUCAGGGAGACUAGUAGGGCCUCUUCAUGCCACAUACAGACCGGAUGCACUGACACAGUGGCUCUACAAUAAAAGUAUUCUCAGCCCCAUAAGGAUAGGCUGCCAUUUUGCUGUGCGGCAAGUGGUCAGGCUGUUUGUAUUGACAUGCAAAUGUGAUGAGGUGGUCGACGGGCUUCCUUCAAAAGCCCAGUUUGUUUUGAAGUGACUUCAAACUGCCCCCUUUCUAACUUGCCAGUUAAUUGUUAUUGAUGUAUGUUCUGGUUGUGUCGGGCCCUGGUCAAAAGUAGUGCACUAUGUAGGGAAUAGGGUGACAUUUGGGGGACACACUCUCUCUCGCGUAGACUUGUCAAGAAUCAUAGGCUCAUCUACUCUAUGUUUUAGCACUAGCAGCUAUGAGGGUCAGAUAUACAGCCUUUAUUGGUAUGUGACAUUUUUCAAACCUCAUAGCGGGGAAGGUUAACUACCGUGAUUUAAAUCAGAGGUGGUUUUUAUUUUUUUCUCCCCACCUGACUGACAAUAAAACAUUCAUGCAGUC
Messenger RNA from Coregonus clupeaformis (lake whitefish), 3961 nucleotides. RefSeq names its product BMP and activin membrane-bound inhibitor homolog. Gene Ontology annotation, molecular function: frizzled binding. The coding region runs from base 463 to 1236 and encodes 257 amino acids. NCBI's taxonomy places the organism in Eukaryota, Metazoa, Chordata, Actinopteri, Salmoniformes, Salmonidae. The transcript is spliced from 3 exons. The record is from RefSeq and is a predicted model, not a curated record. Gene Ontology annotation, biological process: positive regulation of canonical Wnt signaling pathway; negative regulation of transforming growth factor beta receptor signaling pathway; transforming growth factor beta receptor signaling pathway.